AUGGCAAAGGACAAGUCUGAGAAGAAGGACAAGCUCGAGAAGAAGGAGAAGAGAUCGGAGAAGGACGGCGUUCACAAGAGCAAGAAGGACAAGAAGGAAAAGAAGGACAAGACUGCUCUUGCUGAUGCAGUAUUGAAGGGAAUUGAGUCGGAGUCUCCCUCCACGGCUCCCGCCAACGGCGUUGUUUCCACGGACGAUGUUGAAGCUCGUCCCGUCGGUGCUCUCGUGCCUUUCGCGAAGCCGUUAUUAGAAGAGAAGGCGGCCAAGAAGGCCCUCAAGAGUGUGAAGAAGGCCGCCGUCAACAAAUGUCUCAAACGAGGUGUCAAGGAAGUUGUCAAGGCGCUUAGAAAGUCGCCUAUUCCCGCACCCAACGAAACUAUCUCUAUUCCUAACGGAGUCGUAAUCCUUGCCGCAGACAUCUCACCAAUGGACGUCAUCUCGCACAUCCCCGUUCUCUGCGAGGACCAUGGAAUCCCAUACGUCUUCGUCACAUCCCGAGCGGAACUCGGUAACGCUGCUGCGACGAAGCGCCCCACAAGUGUCACGAUGGUUGUGCCCAAGUCCGCGGCAAAGGGCAAGAAGAAGGAUGCCGAUGAGGACGAUGAGGAUUUCAGCAAGGUGUUCGAGGAACUGGCCAAGCUCGCCCAGAAGGAGCUCACGCAGGUGAACCUAUAA
Messenger RNA from Aspergillus puulaauensis, 675 nucleotides. RefSeq names its product snoRNA-binding protein (gene NHP2). Gene Ontology annotation, cellular component: box H/ACA snoRNP complex. The record is from RefSeq and is a predicted model, not a curated record. Gene Ontology annotation, biological process: rRNA pseudouridine synthesis; ribosome biogenesis; snRNA pseudouridine synthesis. NCBI's taxonomy places the organism in Eukaryota, Fungi, Ascomycota, Eurotiomycetes, Eurotiales, Aspergillaceae. Gene Ontology annotation, molecular function: box H/ACA snoRNA binding. The coding region runs from base 1 to 675 and encodes 224 amino acids. The transcript has 2 exons.